AGUAGUCCUUCAGAAGGCGUUUUCGUCAGAGAAGCUUCGGUUACCAAAGGAGCAGAUAGACGAAAGCAGGGUACCAUAUAUAUAGUUGAAAUGUGUUCGAGUGAACAUGAAGCUGUUGUUGAGGAGAUUGGAAAUUGCUUCAGAGCCUAUGGCAUGGGUCGUAAUGCUCCUAUACAAAUUCUUGGACAGCCACUUCAUGACGCGCCAGAUGGAUCUCGCAAAGCACCGGAUCUUGCUGUUCGUCCUCAUCCCACUUACGUUCCGGACCCUCCCGUCCCACAUCCUGGUCCUCCGCCCAGCGAUAGAAGAGGAAACCCUUAUGCGAGAAUAAUUCUUGAAGUAGCUGUUAGUCAAAGUUUCUCUGACUUGAAGGACAAGUGUAGGCUUUGGAAACAACAAUCGUAUGUACGAUCUGUACUAGGUAUUAAACUUUACGAUGCGUUGGCUAUACGCAAUGCAACAACAGGACGCAGAGAGCGGGCUAUGAAGGCCACGCUUUGGCGACAAGGAGUCGCAAGGCAGAAGUGGCAUUUUGGGACUGUAGAUAAAAACGGCAAUCAAUUUCCUCUUGGCACAAAUGUUUGUAAUACUGCGAACAACUCAAACUUCAUCAUUAAUAUCCCCGUUGCCAACAUAUUUUAUGAUCCUCCAAUUCCUGCAAUUGGAUAUACACCUUUAGCUCGUCCUCCUCCAGCAAUGUAUAAUGCUGUUGUUGCGAUAGAUCUGUACGAAGUUCAGCAGGCUGUUUUAAUGAAUCAAGCAAAAUAA
Molecule: messenger RNA, 768 nt
Organism: Funneliformis caledonium
Lineage: Eukaryota; Fungi; Glomeromycota; Glomeromycetes; Glomerales; Glomeraceae
Source: the annotation of a GenBank genome assembly